AUGGAGGAACUGGCCCGAGAGAGCAUCAACCUGCUGGCCCGCUCUGCGUCUCGUUCCGGCCCCCCGCGGCUCGGUUCAUUCGGUGCUGUGUUCAUCAUGCUGAAGUCUGCGCUGGGUGCCGGACUGCUCAACUUCCCCUGGGCUUUCCAGAAGGCAGGGGGAGUGAAUACUGCCCUCAGUGUGGAGCUGGUUUCCCUGGUCUUCCUCAUCAGUGGUCUGAUCAUCCUCGGCUAUGCCUCCUCAGUCAGCAGACAGAACACGUACCAGGACGUGGUGAGGGAGGUGUGUGGAGGAGCGGUGGGUCAACUCUGUGAAAUCUGUUUCUGCUUCAACCUCUUCAUGAUAUGUGUGGCCUUCCUGGUGGUGGUGCAGGACCAGCUGGAGAAGUUGAGUGUUUCUUUAUACGAGACGGUGACUGGGUCCACUGAGAUGCCGUACCACUGGUACACCGACCAGCGGUUUUACCUCUUCAUCAUGUGUGUCAUCAUCAUCCUCCCCUUGUCCAUCCCAAAAGAAAUCGGCAUCCAGAAAUACACAAGUGUGUUGGGGACGCUGGCGGCAACAUAUCUGUGUGUGGCAGUGAUCGUAAAGUAUUACCUGAUGGAGAGCCACAAUGUUAUAAUAACUCCAGAGCACAGCGAAGGUGUGGGUUCGUGGGCUUCAAUGUUCAGUGUCGUGCCGACCAUCUGCUUUGGCUUCCAGUGCCAUGAAGCCUGUAUUACCAUCUACAGCAGCAUGGAGAACAAGAAGCUCUUAAACUGGGUCAUCAUCUCAGUGGUCUCCAUGUUUUUCUGUUUACUCAUUUACACUCUCACUGGUGUGUACGGCUUCAUGACGUUUGGACGAGCGGUUGCCUCCGAUAUUUUGAUGUCAUAUCCAGGAAAUGACGUGCCAAUGAUCAUAUCCAGGCUACUUUUUGGAAUAUCAAUCAUCACCAUCUAUCCUAUUAUUCUUCUCCUGGGGAGAUCUGUCAUCCUGAACCUGAUGGUGCGUAUUCAAAGGCGUCGCUGGGGAGUCGUCACCCAUUCGUUUGAGACUCGCUGCAGAGUGGUUCUCACUGUGAUCUGGAUCACCGUCACUCUUCUCAUCGCCAUGUUUGUCCCCGACAUGGGGGAGGUCAUCAGUGUCAUCGGGGGAAUCAGCGCCUUCUUCAUCUUCAUCUUUCCUGGUCUUUGCUUAGUGUUCACAAUGCAAAGUGAACCUGUGAGUCCAAGAGUCAGGGUGAUUUUAACAGUCUGGGGAGUUGUAACCAUCGUAGUUGGAUCUUUCAUCUUCGGACAGAGCACGACCAUCGCUAUAAUAGAGAUUUACCAGAAAUUCUGA
Molecule: messenger RNA, 1323 nt
Organism: Notothenia coriiceps (black rockcod)
Lineage: Eukaryota; Metazoa; Chordata; Actinopteri; Perciformes; Nototheniidae
Gene: slc38a8b
Product: solute carrier family 38 member 8b
Exons: 10
Coding region: 1-1323 (440 amino acids)
Biological process (GO): amino acid transmembrane transport
Cellular component (GO): membrane
Molecular function (GO): L-amino acid transmembrane transporter activity
Source: RefSeq, a predicted model, not a curated record